Messenger RNA from Aspergillus viridinutans, 936 nucleotides. Its product is annotated as alpha/beta hydrolase. Gene Ontology annotation, cellular component: membrane. Bases 1 to 936 code for a protein of 311 amino acids. The transcript has 4 exons. Gene Ontology annotation, molecular function: palmitoyl-(protein) hydrolase activity. Lineage: Eukaryota; Fungi; Ascomycota; Eurotiomycetes; Eurotiales; Aspergillaceae. The record is from RefSeq and is a predicted model, not a curated record.
AUGUCCGAGUCUCCUCCGCCCCCGCCGUCAUGGAGCAUCGCUGCCAUGGCUAACAAUGCCGUGAAUUUCCUUCGAUUACCAGUACUGGCAUCUUCUGGUCUCGCUGUUGUUGCCAGUGGUCUCUUAUACUUUAAGCAAAAUGAGCUGAUCUACCCUCGAAACGUCCCCACCGAUGCCCGCACCAAUGUCCCCAGUCCGCGACAAUUCGGCAUCAGCGACUAUGAGGAUCUCCAAAUUCCCACACCGGACGGAGAGUCGUUACAUGCCUUCUUCAUCCGUCCCGCAAACAAGCAACAUGCUCGGAACAUAACUGUCUUGAUGUUUCACGGAAAUGCGGGCAAUAUUGGCCACCGUGUCCCUAUCGCAAAGGUGCUCCAAGAGAUUCUAGGCUGCAAUGUGCUGAUGUUGGAGUAUCGCGGCUAUGGGCUUUCGACGGGUGUACCAGAUGAGGCAGGGCUUAAGAUCGAUGCGCAAACCGGCUUCGACUACUUACGAGAACGGGCAGAGACGAGGAACACGAAGAUUGUCGUGUACGGGCAAAGCCUAGGCGGUGCAGUAGCCAUCAAUUUGGUUGCUGAGAACCAAGAUAGCGGUGAUGUUGGCGGUUUAAUACUGGAGAAUACAUUCUUGAGUAUCCGCAAGUUAAUCCCGACCGUCUUUCCUCCCGCCCGGUAUCUCGCUCGACUAUGUCACCAGCAUUGGGCGAGCGAGGAGGUUUUGCCGAAGAUUCGUGACGUACCUAUUCUUUUCAUGAGUGGGUUGAAGGAUGAGUUGGUUCCCCCCUCAAACAUGACACAGCUCUUCGCAGUUUGCAAAUCAAGCCACAAGGUCUGGCGCGCCCUUCCAAACGGCGGCCACAAUGAUACUGUCGCCGAAUCAGGCUACUUUGAGCAUAUUCAUGACUUUGUCAUGGAGGAAGUGAUACGAAAGCAAUAG